Drosophila busckii is the source of this 937-nucleotide messenger RNA. RefSeq lists its product as uncharacterized. NCBI's taxonomy places the organism in Eukaryota, Metazoa, Arthropoda, Insecta, Diptera, Drosophilidae. The transcript is spliced from 2 exons. Bases 20 to 937 code for a protein of 305 amino acids. The record is from RefSeq and is a predicted model, not a curated record.
UGUAAGCGAAAGUGCAAGGAUGCAGUGCUAUUGGCUUAUUGUCGCACUGACGGCGCUGGCCGCCGCUCAAAGUGCGCCCACGCAAUCUCAGCUGCCGCAGUCAGCAACACAAUUGGCGCUGGACAUGUAUCACGGCUGCCUCAAGGAUCUGAGCGUGUCGUGUGUGCGGCCGAAGGCACUGCAAUGGUUCAACGCCGCGCUGCAGCAACCGGAAGUGAAGCUCACUGACCGUCUGUCCAUUGUGCGCACCACACAACAACUGCCGGUGGCAGCGGCUGAUGCUGACUCCGCCCGUUUGCUCAGUCCGGAGCAGCGUAUGUUCAACAAUAUUGACAGCUAUUUGGCUAGUCACUCCCUGAGAAUUCGAGCGCCUGAAUACUUCCGCAGCUCCGAGGCACGUGCUUUCGUGCCCGACUUCCUGCUGCAGAAUCCACUAACCCAGGGCGGCCUAGUGCCACUUUCUGCUGCCAAUGAGGGUCGCGGCAUGAUACGCAAGGCUGUGCUGCCUUUUUUGCUGGGCUUGAAGCUUAAGACGACGGUGCUGGUGCCACUGGCUUUGGCUUUAAUCGCACUCAAGACCUGGAAGGCCAUGACUUUGGGUUUGCUGUCGCUGGUGUUGUCGGGUGCGCUGGUCAUUUUCAAGAUUGCCAAGCCCAAGAUUGUCAAUUACGAAGUUGUGCACUAUCCGCAUCAGGUGGAGCAUGUGGUGCCGCACCACAUAGAGCAUGUCGUGCCGCAUCAUAUUGAGCACUUUGCACCACAUCACAUUGACCAUCACCUGGAUCAUCAUAUUGAUCACCAUGUCGACUUGCCCGUUGAGCACAUUGAGCACUUGGAGCAUCCAGCGCCCGCCUGGGAUCCGCAUGCCUGGGCACGCUCCUCGCAGGAGCCGCAGGACGCACAGGACAUGGCCUAUGCGGCUCAGAAGCGGCGCUAA